AUGGGCAACCACCCCUCCGCCGUGGUCGACGAUGGCCAGAGCUCCAUCCACCGCCAGAGCUACACCGUCCGCGGCGACCUGUACGCCCGCUCCGUAACGGCCUCGACCAUCAACGCCCGCGUCAUCUACGCCCGCCGCGUCACCUGCCAGCGUGCCCAAAUCUCGCGCCAGGAGACGCUCCUCCCGCAAAACUACCCGCAGUCCCCCCACCGAGCCAUCACGGCGCACACGGUCAACGCCGACGCCAUCUACGCCGACGAGAUCAACUGCAAGACGCUGCGCUGCUACGACGUGUGCGUCGGCGAGGGCGAGCAGUUCCGCGUCAAGCGCGUCGAGCGCUUCGACCGCGACCAGGUCGGCUGGGACGGCAAGGAGGACGACAAGAGCGACGAGUCGGACAACGAGAGCGACGAGGAGACGACGCGCGACGCCGAUCGCGCGCGCAGGAAGAAGAUGCUCGGAUACGGCGCCGCCGGUGCCCUCGGCCUCGCGCUCGGUGGUGCCGCGCUCGGAUACGCCCAUCACCGCAAGCACGAGAAGGAAGAGGAGGAGGAGAAGAAGAAGAAGGAGGAAGAGGAGCAGCGCCGCCGGGAGGAAGAGGAGCGCCGUCGUCGUGAGGAGGACGAGAAGAACCGUCACCGCCACGACGACGAGGAGCGGCGUCGCCGUGAAGACGAGGAUCGCCGCAGGCGUGAGGAGGAAGAUCGUCGUCGCAGGGAGCAGCAGCAGCACCAUGCGCCGCCCCCUCAGCAGCCCAUGGGCGGCGGUGACUCGCAUGCUGGCCACCACCAGAAGAUGCACGGGGGCAACUACCACCUGUCGUCCCGCAGCCCCCGUUUGUGGUCUGAUGGUAACCACUGCUUCCUGGUCGCCGAAUGCGACGCCGGCGGUGGCCGCUUCCAGGAGAGCCGCAUCGACCUCGAUGAGAUCAUCACCAACCGCGAUGGCGAGUUCCAGUGGGUCCACCGCGGCCAGACGGGCAACUUCUCUGGCACCGCCGAGCGCUGGGAGAUUGUUGACACCGGUAACGUCAUGGUUGCCGACCUGCGCAAGGUUGAUGGCACCAUGCACCGCCGCCGCUUCGUCUUGUCCGAGAAGAUUACCAACGAGGGUGGUCACCUGAAGUACCUUGACUAG
Messenger RNA from Lasiodiplodia theobromae, 1137 nucleotides. RefSeq names its product Glutamine-serine-proline rich protein. Bases 1 to 1137 code for a protein of 378 amino acids. The transcript has a single exon. The record is from RefSeq and is a predicted model, not a curated record. Lineage: Eukaryota; Fungi; Ascomycota; Dothideomycetes; Botryosphaeriales; Botryosphaeriaceae.